CGAAAACCACCGACUGCAUUUGAGUAAAGUUUACAACGAAUCACUUGUGUCCCCAUUUCAUUUAUUUUGUCGGAAGACCAUCCGAAAAGUUUGUAUCCAUCGCUCCCGAACCUGUGCAAAGAAGAGAUAUGCAAUCGUCAAAAGGGUCGUACCGUGUAAAAGAUUCUCAACAUGGCAGGGGUUUCACUCCCCGGGAGCUGCGGCUGGUGUUGGUGGGGAAGACGGGGGCAGGGAAGAGCGCGACAGGCAACACAAUUCUGGGUGAGGAGCGGUUCAAAUCGGAGCUGUGUAUGAGCUCAGUGACUGGGGGCUGUGAGAAGGCUCGGGGAACGGUGCUGGGGCGGAGAGUGACACUGGUGGACACGCCCGGCCUGUUCGACACCUCACUCUCCCAGCAGGACGUGCAGGAUGAAAUCCUGCGGUGUUUGGCCAUGUCCGCUCCAGGACCGCACGCCAUACUCCUGGUGCUGCAGAUCGGCCGCUUCACUGAGGAAGAGCAGCGCAGCGUGGAGAUCAUCCAGACCAUCUUCCAGAGCGAUGCUGCCAAAUACACCAUCCUCAUCUUCACCCAUGCCGACAGGCUGAAGGGAGCCACUUUCCAGAACUUCAUCUCCAAGCAAGGCAAAAUAAUUCAGGACCUGGUGGAGCGAUUUGACCGGAGGGUCCUGCCCUUCAACAAUGAGGACAGGGAGGAUCACGGCCAGGUGGCUGACCUGCUGGAGAUGAUCAACCGCAUGCUUGCACAGAGAGAGAAACCCUAUUUCACUAACCAGGCCUUCCAGAAUAUGGACCAGGCCCUGGAAUUCUUCCUGAAUGAAUAUCUGGAGGGAAAACAGGAAGAAAUAGAAAGGGAGAAGAAGCCUGCUGCUGAAAAGUGGGAACAGGAUUGGGCAGAUUUUUCCAACCAGAUGAACAAGGAGAAACAGCAGUCUGAGCUGGAGAAGAGACGUAUUGAGCAGAACAUAAAGACACUGAGUACAAAGAAGGCAGAAGUGGAGCAACAGCUUGAGGUGGAGACCAAGAAGCUAAAACAGUUGGAACAGGUGGAGGAGGCCAGGAGACAGAGAGAAAAUGAGUACAGGAAGUUUAUCGAUUCUGAAAUCAAACGGGUGGAGAAAGAGAUCGAUGACAGAUAUUCUGAGAGAGCUCCUGGAGGGCUUGCUGGUGCAACUGCAGCAGCUGCUGCCAUGGCUGCAGAGUUCGGACCAGCAGCAGCUGUGGCUGCAAAGGUGGGCCCUCUCCUUGCAGCACAGUGCUCAAUUCAGUAAUCCAACGCUGAUGCAGUCUGCAGUGAAAGCCUUGUUUCCUCGAAAGUGGCCUCAUGCAACCUACAGGGAAACUCCUGUCCAGUGACUCUGAUUAAGUCUGCGGAGAAAAUUGUUUUGUAUUCUCAUCUACAGCAAAAUUCUCCUUUCUUGCAUAAUUUUAUUUUUCCAAACAGACUGAAACUUAAACUUUUCUUUAAUCUUUACAAUAUCUAGCACGUAGCAUAUGUCAAACAAAAAAAUGUUGUGCUGUGCUGUGUGCUAGAUAUUAGCAUACCUUUUUGAUUUUAUUCAUCCUGUAUUUGUAUUCCAGUUAUCAUAUGUUACAUGCUGAAUGCUCUCUGUCUUUAAAAGAAUGGUGAAAGGGUUUAACAUAACAUUCAGAUUAAAUAGUUAAAUUGAGUGAAAUCUCCACAUUUAUUUUAGAUAUGUAAUCAAACAAUUCACAUGUGGUUAAUGUGCAGGUUCUCAGCAUUUAUUAAAAGGGUAUUUUCAUUCAUUUUGUAUUCACCAUGUAGAAAUUGCAGCACUUUUUUAUGCAGUGCUGUGAAAAAGUAUUCGCCCCCUUCCUGAUUUCCUCUAUUCUUUAAUAUUUGUCACACUGACUAGUUUCAGAUAUUUAGACAAAAUGUAAUAAUAGACAAAGGCAAACUGAGUAAACACAAGACGCAUUUUGAAAUGAUUAUUUCUUUUAUUUAAUGAAAGAAAAGUUAUCAAACUCCCAUAUCACUCGUGUGAAAAAAAGUCAUUUUUGGUCAGUCAAUCAACAAAACUAAAUUAAAUUAAUAAUUAUAGCCACAGGCAGUGAUAUUGGAGGCCAAGCAUCCAGGAUUAUCUGCAGAGCAACUUCAAUUUGUAUCUUUCUGAGUUUUCUGCAAAAAUGUAAAAGAAAUUAUGCGACAAUUUAGUAGCCUUCGCACCACAGUUGUGCUGCCGGGGUGCACUGCAUGCUGCAGUGGGAGAGGGUGAUGAGCAGAGUGUGCAUGUUUCAGUUGUUUGUUUCUCUCAGUCUGGCACAUGCACACUUAAUGGCCUAAUGGCGCUGGACCACCAGCCCUUUUGCCCCUCUAGAGCAAAAGUGCCCCCUUGAGUUGUAUGUAAUAUGACCCUAAACUCUUAAACUCUUAUUAAAUUUAUUAUUAGCAUUGUUACAUGUUAUUAUGAUUGUCAAUUGAGUAUGUUUUCACUGGUAACAAAAUAAAUAAAUACAAUUAUUAUAUUAUAA
Molecule: messenger RNA, 2490 nt
Organism: Anguilla rostrata (American eel)
Lineage: Eukaryota; Metazoa; Chordata; Actinopteri; Anguilliformes; Anguillidae
Product: GTPase IMAP family member 9-like
Exons: 2
Coding region: 129-1268 (379 amino acids)
Molecular function (GO): GTP binding
Source: RefSeq, a predicted model, not a curated record